AUAGACAGAGCUCACACGGCAUCAUGUUUGUGUCAUAUCUAGUGAUGAGAAGUGAUUCCACCUCGAGCCACGAAGGCAAAAGCCUUUAAUCAGACACCAAAGCCGAUUACGACCCAGGUCAGAAGCCAGACGUCUGAUUGGACGAUGGAAUGUCACGUAGCCAAUCGUAGCGGAUGCGAUGUUCGUUCUCCCGACACUGGACGUCCGACUGCAACCUGCCAAGUUUAUCACAUUCAUACGUAGACAGUAAUUUGGGAAAGAAUUUAAACAAAAUAUGCUCUGACAAGAAUUAGUUAGUCUUAGGUUCGUUUUAAACGGAAACACUGAAAUUACCCCAUUUUUAAGGGAAUAAUUAUCGUGUGCAUCAGACAAGCAUGUCUCCUUAUGAAUGCGCUUAACAAGGCUGAGAAGGAUCCUGGAUUGAAGCGUUAUCCCGGUCUAGCGCAAUACAAUUUCCGGUCUCCUACUUCCUAUGGGCACUGUACGCCAAGGAAUAGUCCGCGGAGCUAGAAGAUUAAGAACAAGACAAGAAAACCACAAAAAAGAAAAUGAGAAUAAAUAUGUCUUUAUUUGACUGUUAUCCGUAAGGGAAUCGGAUAUCCUUCUAGUCCCUCUCUCGCCACUAAACUCUUGUAACUGUAACGCGAAUCGAUCCCGCCCUCUCUCUCGUGAACAACGCCCAAUUGAAGCACCCCGUUCCGGGCAUUCCGUAGUGAGAUGACACGCUUUGGAAAGACGCGAGCAUUCAACUAGGAGAGAAUAGGAAUGCUAUUUGUUGCCCGUAGGAUGGAGGGGCAGCGAUGCUGCAAAGAGUCUAUCUUUCACACUACCUUUCGUUCCUUGGGUGUUUUAUGUUUGCUGGUGUUCCUGUCCGUGGCGUUGUACCCCGGUCUGUGGUCCAUGGGGGCUCGGCUCUACGCCGUCGUCACUGGGACCCCUGUAGCGGGCCACAACUCGGUCCUGCUGAUCGGCACCCCUAACGAGCAGGUGGCCCAGGACAUCGGCAGAGCCAUCAUGGAGCGACAGAUGGCGGCCAGCAUUAACAUUCUCCCCAGGACCUGGUCUCUGUAUUACUGGAAGGGCGAAGUCCAAGAGGCAACAGAGAUUGUGAUGCUGGUGAAAACCAAGACCUCCAAGAUCCAGAAACUUGUCGAUUAUGUGAGGUCCAUCCAUCCUUACGAGAACCCGGACGUCCUGAGCAUGGCGGUGGGGUACACCGGUGCGUCCUACGUGAGGUGGAUGGACGAGGCCGUCCCGGACGACUGACCGGUCAGCCCGGGGGGGUCACCCCCCCAGACACGCAUCCUCCCCUGCAUGCAGACCUGAGGGAACCCGAGCCCUGAGCACGGGGUCGUCCCUCGCCCAAACGCUUCGGAACGCGAGCAGGAAGUCAGCCGGGGAUGAUAACAGUAUUAUUCUGUUUCCCGAGCAACCGAUCAGGGGACGCUUGGGAAUGCGCUGUGGAGGUACACACUCCCCCUGGCUACUGACGUCUCUCGAGGCUGCAACGCUGUUUCAAGCACGCAUUUUAUUUAUCCAACACAAAAAGUCUGUAUUGCUUUGAAAAUCUAAUGAAUUGACGACAUGUUUAAAGAUUUCAAAAUGGAAUGACAAUGCAUCCAGACAAAUAUGGCACAUCAGAACAUUUUAUUAAGCCAGGUCUCCACUUUUAAAUUUGGGUAUGAAUGAUGGGAUAGACCACCGUAAAUAUAACGGAGAAAUAGAAAGUCUAAAUUGUUUUAAAAACACAUCUUGCGACAAUAUCCAAGUGCUUCAUUCUCUUUUCUUUUACUGCUAGCACUCAUCCUAUCUUUAUGUUCGGUCUUACACUUUUACACAUUUUGAAGUUAUCCUCAAAUGUUUUGGUAUGAUGCUAGUAAUAAAAACAUGUAAUAAUUGAUCCCUUGUCAUCGAUAGUUAGAGACACAUUAAACCCCCAAACCAACGUGAUACAAUGAGAGCUACACAAAAUAAAUGAUAUAAUAUAUAUAAACAUAAAAAAAGAUAUCAUACGAUAUAAAGUUACUUCAAUAACUAUUAAUAUUAAAAGGUCUUCCUAAACUUGCAAUAAACCAAGUCAUUUAAACAAAUAAUGUUGGUCUGGGGAAAAUCAGUCAACAUUAGCCUAUUACAAGUUUUACAAGUAAUACAUAAUUGUGCUCUCUGCUCACCACACAGUGGGACGAGGUAGGCACGGUUACAAGGACAAGGGAAGUGCAGACGUGGUUAAACCAGGUGUUGUGUCUGUCGAGCCCCUGUAAUCCUGCUGCCCAGGACAGAAUGUACAAGCUGUGUGUUGCCCAACAACACUGAGUCUGUUGGCGUAUUUGUGUGUGUGUGUGUGUGUGUGUGUGUGUGUGUGUGUGUGUGUGUGUGUGUGUGUGUGUGUGUGUGUGUGUGUGUGUGUGUGUGUGUGUGUGUGUGUGUGUGUGUGUGUGUGUGUGUGUGUGUGUGUGUUUGGGUGUGAUCAUAAAUAUGUGUCAGGACUCGGAAUUGCGCCGAGUGAGUUAUGUCACAAAUAGUUUUCAAAGUGGAAAUGUAGUUUGGCUGAGUGCACACUAGGGGGUGGUAUUUCAAUGAUAUAGAAUAUACUUUACUACAAUUGCAAAUCAUGAAUUACAUCAUUUAUUUAUUUUACUUUAAACUAUUGAUUUAUAAUAACAAUGCUAAUAACAAUGCAUCAAAGCUUGACAUCGUACUGUAUUCCUUAUGUGUUUAUUGUGAAUCUGAAUGUUCCACAAUAUGUGCUUAAAAUGGUCAGUUUUUUCCUGUAUUCUGUCAUCACAUAUUGGCGACUAGGUUGCCUUUUCACUGAUUAACUGGGUGGUGGACGGUAGACACCAAAAGUACUCAUGGUAGUGAGCCACAGAGUCUAUUUGAGUGCAGUUCAAACCCGCAUGAUGCUAUUUGGGUUGAUCAGCCAUGCCUCCGACUGCAUUGCGUUUCUGAUUUAGACCUGCAAAAGAAGGAACAAUUUUGAGACCAGGAGAGAUUUGGAAGAGAUUUUGUAGCUACACAACCAAAUAAUCAUCCCCUUCCUCUGCUUGCCAUGUUUCUCCUCCAUUGAGAAGUGUGGCAUGACACACUUCUCAAUGGAGAAACCUACUAUUGACUAGAGGAUGGAGUCCCAGAAACUAAAAAAAAGAGCCAGGAAUCAAAAUGGUCUCAUCCAACGGCAAGCAUUAACUGAAACCUAGCAUUUCACUCACUAAUAGCUAACGGAUAUCUAGAUCCUGGAAAAGAAGUGUAUUUUCAACAAAGUACACUCAAAUAAUAACUCUUAAAUGUUAUCACCAUCACCUUUACAUAUGGGGAGGUUCACAAUAUAUGACAUUAGCAUAUCACAUUAAUUCACCACUUUUAUCACCAAUACUGAAGUGGUGGCAAGGUGUGAAUGUGAAAGCUGAAAUGAGAGAAAAAGACUAAUGUAUGCAACAACUGUCCAUGGGAUAUCCAGGCAUCCACAUCAACUCUGUGUUGAAGUCUCAAGCAGUAGCCCUCGACUUGCUGCUAUAUGUGCGGCAACCCAUCUUGACAAUCAUUUUUGAACUAUGAGCCUAGCUCCAAGCCACUAACUAGCUAUUAGAGUCCCUGAGCAGCUAUCGCGGUGUCAUUUGUCGCUUUCAAUUAAUCCUCACAUAAACUGGAAUAAAUAUUUAAAAUCUAUACUUCCAACUAGCUAGGAUGUGAAAUAUUCAUAGUUUCCUGUAGAGAACAGCACACAUGUUAUAUUAUUAUUAUAAUUAUAAUAGGCUGUCCAGAUUUGUCAGUUUUUCUCACAGCACAGCCACUCACUGCCUAUGCUUGUGACCAGAGAACCUGCUGGAAUGACACUAUUAUCACUAGUGAACAAGAUGCCAAAUUAAAUUAUUACAAUGUAUCCCAAAUGACUUGUCAUUUGUCCGAAUUAAUCACAGAUUUGGACGCUUCACACAUUUGUUAUGAUGCAAUUGGCAACAUUUUGUAUUGGAUGAGAUUUCCUUAAUCUAUACUGAUAAAAAAUGUGUAUUCCCUUAUUUUGAUUCAUUUUAUCCAUGUUGAUGUCCAGUAUUAGUACUGAUGAUCGGCCUUCACAGACAUGAAAGACCUUUUCACGCUUUGUCGGCUUAUCAUGACCUUUCAGUGUGACCACGCCUGGAGCCAGCAAAUGUUGUUUGGCUAAAAAUAAAAUAAAUACAACUGUAUAAAAAAAUAGCGUUUGAGAAUUUAUCAAAGAUGAGUAUGCCAACAUGUGAAUGAGACCCCGCUGCCUUGCCCCUGUCUCCACUCACUCAUGGACAGGACUGCUCACCUGCCAGAGGGCAGCAAGGAUGGAUUUCACCUUUGAUAAUUUCUCUAGUGCCAUGACGUAACACCACACACAGUGUGAUAAUACAUCUGUUGAAGGGCUGUCUAGUCAGCAUUAUGUGGGGGAAGGGGAUACUAGAUAAACAUAUGUACAAUGUGCGUUCCAUGGUGGCUGCAACACAGUGGUUGGAAAUUCAGCACAAAUAUGUUAAUGCUUUUAUUUUCAAUUAUAAGUGUGGUAACUCUUUGAGUAUAAGAGAAACUCAGACAAUAGACAACAGAGUUCACUUAUAGCCACCC
Molecule: messenger RNA, 4587 nt
Organism: Gadus chalcogrammus (walleye pollock)
Lineage: Eukaryota; Metazoa; Chordata; Actinopteri; Gadiformes; Gadidae
Product: protein CutA homolog
Exons: 6
Coding region: 766-1266 (166 amino acids)
Biological process (GO): response to metal ion
Molecular function (GO): copper ion binding
Source: RefSeq, a predicted model, not a curated record